Messenger RNA from Cuscuta campestris, 1171 nucleotides. The record is from the annotation of a GenBank genome assembly. Lineage: Eukaryota; Viridiplantae; Streptophyta; Magnoliopsida; Solanales; Convolvulaceae.
CGUUCACCACUAACAUAAUGGAAGCAGGAGUUUCUCUCUCUAGGGUCUGGUUCGCUGGGCACGUUUCCUCGGGCUACUAUUCACUCCCGUAACUAAACCCAUGCUUUCCUCUUGAAUUUGUUGGAUUUUUGGUGCGAUCCUUGGAGCUCUAGGAUCGUUUUGGGCAGGGCAACUCAUUUCUCAGCUCAAUUUGACGUUUUGGAAGCUGGAUUUGGCAAGAAUCGCAGGUCAACCCUCACGGGUCACUGUUCACCUGCGACAUUUGAAUGUUGAAUUCACCUCGGUUCAAGCUUGUUUGAAGGCAGAUUUUUGGGGGAUUAUUGGCGACAUGGGAUGUGCUCUCAACUCCUUAGAUUGGAUUUCCAUUCCAAUUCAAAGAGAUUGUGAUUUGAGCAAAAUUUGGGUUCUUCGUCACUUUUCACAGCGCUGAAUUGAACCCCAGCUUCAUGUGCCAACAUUGAGGUUGAGCAGCAGGCAACAGCCCAAAGCAAAAUCAUUACCAAUUGCAAUGUAACAAAGCUAAAGAGAAAAGAAUCAGCUAAGAUGGGAGACUACCUGAAUAAGUGCACAGCCGUUUGAACUUGAGGUAUAGUGUCACAGGUAUAUUUCCGAUCAGACAUAGGGGUGGUGGUGAUGAUCUCCACCGGCAACGAGGUAGCAGCGGCGAAAAGGGGGGGGGGAGUGGCCUCCAUCUUUUCCGGAGAAACAGUGGGGAGUCCAGCGAGCCUCCUCUACUCCGGCGAAAAUAGCAGCGAAGGUGUCUAGAAGGCAGGCCGGCGACGGUGUCUGGGCAGCGACUCCGGCAAAAUCUGCUAUAUCUGCAAUGUCUCUUUUCACUACCCAAUCGCCAACUGGAGUUGCCAUAACUUCAUCUGGGUCAAAGAAAGGAGAUCUAUUUGUGGCUGAUCUUAAUAUUAAGAGCAAGAAGAUUACAACAGAUAUCAAAGUUGAUAGCAACUCAAAUAUUAUCAUGGUCACAACAACAUCAAGAAUUGAAGGUCUGUAUUCCCCUGAUUCAAUGCUGGAUGUUAUUGAGGGGACAAAUAACUAAAUUAGGCAUGCUCGAUAGGCAAUUAGAAUGUGAUUUUAAUUAUGUAAAUAUUAAAUUAUUGGAUGCUAUUAAGAUUUUGGAUUGUAUGUAUUUAGAUAUUAAUCAAUAUAUUGUACAUUU